This is a messenger RNA of Cylicocyclus nassatus, 741 nucleotides long. NCBI's taxonomy places the organism in Eukaryota, Metazoa, Nematoda, Chromadorea, Rhabditida, Strongylidae. The record is from the annotation of a GenBank genome assembly.
AUGCACUCUCUUUAUGUGGUCAUUCUCGGACAUUGGCCACUUACACCUAUUUUGAUGUACACUAUACCUAUCUUCUUAAAUUUAUUAAUUAUAUGCACAAAAUCACAACAGGAGCGAAAGAGAGGAGAGAAAGGAAAGAGCAACAUGGAUUUUCAUACACAAGCCACACAACCAAUUCUAAUUCCCUCGCUGUGCGAUGUGUUGAAGCUUGGCACAAUUCAACAAGGGAACACGAAAUCUAACAAAAGUGCAAGUAAUAGCAGAGAAUCUAAGAUGUCUCGCACAACGUCAAGUGAAAGUUCUUCCUCGUCAAAUAAGAAACAUCAUGACACCAAAAGUGAACGCCACGGAUCCAAAAAGAAGAAAACAAGAAGUGAAACAUCGCUGACCAAGCAACCUGACGAAAUCAAGCAACUGCUGAAGAUGCAUGAGAAACGCAUGAAGAUGAAGAAACCAGUAGCGAAGGGCAAAUCUAAGAAACGCGUCAAAUUGAAGGCGAAGACGAAGGUUAUGAUGCAAAGUCAAAGGAGCAGAGAUAGAGAGAUCGAGAAGUUACUUCAAACCAUGACGAUGAAGACCAUAGACCUUCCCUCCGACUUGGAGAGGAAGAGAGAAGGAAAAGGUCAAGACGCAGAAGAAAGUGACUUUGGUAACACGUUAGAAGGAGUAACAAGCAUACGUGACGAAGAACUCGAAGUGGAAAAGACGCAAGACGAACCUGCUUUACUAGGAGUCAAAUAA